Clarias gariepinus (North African catfish) is the source of this 4937-nucleotide messenger RNA. Its product is annotated as RNA binding protein fox-1 homolog 3-like. Gene Ontology annotation, biological process: nervous system development; regulation of alternative mRNA splicing, via spliceosome. The coding region runs from base 313 to 1392 and encodes 359 amino acids. Gene Ontology annotation, molecular function: mRNA binding. Gene Ontology annotation, cellular component: nucleus; cytoplasm. The record is from RefSeq and is a predicted model, not a curated record. The transcript is spliced from 14 exons. NCBI's taxonomy places the organism in Eukaryota, Metazoa, Chordata, Actinopteri, Siluriformes, Clariidae.
UUCCUCACUCAGCUUUUCUUCUCAUUCUCCAGGAUUCUCUCCGCCUCUCCCUCUGUUUUUCACCCUGCUUUUGCUGUGCACUCUUUCCUCCCUCUCUCUCUUUCUCUCUCGCUCUUUUUCUCACUCUCACUCUCUCUCUCUGUUUUCUCUUUCUUUCUCUCACUUGUUCUGUGGUGUUUUUGUUCUCGUGGCUGGUGUGAGCUCAGCGGUUUGUUCUAAAGAAGCAUCACUGCUGCCUCCUGCCCAAGACUAGUGUAUGUGUGAGUGUGUGGAGAAACAGUGAGUGAAUCUUCGUGGAUUGGCCUGCUGUACAUGGAGACUCCCAUCUGGACAGAUAGUGGCGUGUGCAAGUCUGGAAGUCUAGCCGUGUUCAGGAACGCGGUGUGUAGUGGAUUCCUCACACAGCAGCUCUGGCAUUUGGGACUCCCAUUUCUACACACACUGGGUAACCAAGAGGGAACCAAUCCGGUGGAUGCAAUGGCUCAGUCCUACACCCCAGCGCAGUUUCCUCCUCCCCCACAGAAUGGUCUUCCUGGAGAUUUCACCACACCCCAUGGCCUUCCCACACAGGACUACACAGGACAGAGCCGAGUACCUGAACACACCCUGACUAUUUACACACCUGCACAAACACAUAGCGACCCUGCAAACAGUGACAGCAACACAACAACCAUCACCACCAACACAACAGAUGACGUGACGCAAACAGACACGCUGCCGUCCUCAGAAUCGCCGGAGAAACAGCAGCCCAAACGACUCCACGUCUCCAACAUCCCUUUCCGUUUCCGUGACCCUGACCUCAGACAGAUGUUCGGGCAAUUUGGGAAGAUUUUAGACGUGGAGAUCAUUUUUAAUGAGCGGGGAUCCAAGGGCUUUGGUUUUGUAACAUUCGAAACGAGCACAGAUGCAGACAGAGCGCGGGAGAAACUAAACGGUACAAUCGUAGAGGGACGCAAGAUCGAGGUGAACAACGCCACGGCGAGAGUCAUGACCAACAAGAAGGCAGCGAAUCCUUACUCAAACGGCUGGAAGCUGAAUCCUGUCGUGGGAGCUGUUUAUGCACCAGAACUUUACGCAGUAACAGGGUUUCCCUAUGCAACCACAGGGGCGGCAGUAGCAUACAGAGGAGCUAAUUUAAGAGGAAGAGGACGAGCUGUAUACAACACUUUUCGCACAGCUCCACCUCCUCCACCCAUCCCCGCCUAUGGAGCUGUUGUUUAUCAGGAUGGAUUUUAUGGUGCUGAGAUCUAUGGAGGCUAUGCAGCAUACAGAUAUGCCCAGCCUGCCACAGCUACUGCAUACAGCGACAGCUAUGGUAGAGUCUAUGCAACGGCAGAUCCGUACACUCACACGAUCAGCCCGGCUGCCACAUACAGCAUCGGCACAAUGUAGAAAUUGUGAAAAGAGAAAAGGAUUGCAGUGCUCGGCAGCAGAGGGCGACAGAGGAAUAGUGGAAAGACCACAGCAAGAAAGCAAAGACCAGACUGACCAAAAAGCAAAUGGGCAUUUAAAAAACGAGAGAAGGGAUUAAAAAAAAGUGAAGAUGAAAAUGGAAAAUGCAGAAGAAGAGGACAGAGCCCAUUUUCUCAAAGCUUUUUAUUUUUCUAUAUUUUUGCUGAUGCAGAAAAGUGUGUUUAAGAGAUGUAAAUAUCCAUGUAGACAUGAAGAGAAAAUGCAGUCAGAAUGCAGCUGAGAGACCAAGGCUGAGCUUUUGGCUCUGCCCACACCAUCAAUGUGAAAACGGAUCAGAGCCCCCAGACCCACACCCAAGGUCUCACAUGAAUAACAGUAAACCACUUCCUGUUCGGGGACACAAUCAGUCCAUUUCCUGUGCUGUGAUGUCACUCUGUCCUGUGCUUUUUAUCCUAUAGCACUUCCUGGAUGCAACUUCAUGCCCUUUUUUGCUACACUGACCUAAGAAAUCCUCAAAAUAAUCUUGAAGUCUUUCUAGUUGUGCUUUCACUAUGUUUAAAGAAACCCACGCACAACAAACUCUUUGAAAUGUGGAUUUGUGGAGUCUGGCUGAAACUCUUGGCAGUGUCACCAUUUCGUUGAAACAAGAAGGAGAUCAACACGGAGAUAUCAGACGUUCCUAACUCAGUCUCCCAUAAUGCAACACUGGCUCCUUCUUUUUACACAUGGCUGGCCCGUUUCCUGCCAUGCCACUUCUCCUCUGCAAAAGCUGCCCCACUCUUUUCCCCUUCUUUUCAAUGAGGGAAAAUCCUCAUCUACUUACUCUUGCUGAUGUCAUGACUCUUUUCCUGUUUGUUAGCCUCUUGUGGUGUUACGACCUGGAAAAGCUUAGAAAACUACAAAACUUACUCUAUGUUCCAGCACGGUUUAACACAGACUUAUUGACUUUCCCUUCCCUACUAAUCUUUUGCAGACAUGUGUCUACCAAGACAUCAGUCACAACAGUGAAAUGCAGAAGCACCAUUAACCGACCAUAAGAAACUAUAUAUUUGCGUUGAUAAUUACUUUUAAGUUGUAUUUCAGACCCAAAACAUGACAGAAAGAUUACCUGAUUUGGUGGCAUUUGUACAGCAUAUUCUUGUAUUUCAUUUCCAACAGAAUCACUAAUGUAGUGCUUCUUUUAGAAAUGAGAUACGAGAAUAUGCUGUACUUUACUCUUCAUGAAAUGAUGUGCAGGUAACGUUAACUUUCCAGCUUUCUAAUUAUUAGCUAACUAACUGGUCUAGAGUCAAAUUCCAAAGGAGAGUUAAAUGGAAAGCUAGUGCACUGUGUAGGGUGUACACUCCCCUGUUGUACACACCAAGUAGUGCCCUUGAUCAGGGGUUAGAGAGGGAUUUGGGAUUAACGUUGAAGCGGGUUAGUUAGUUAGAAGUUGGUUAGCUUUGGAGCUUGUGAACAGAACAACAUAGCUUACAAACAACUGAGAAGCAAUUUCUAAAGAAACCACAUUUUUACGAUGGCCUAACAAUAUCAGAUGUUUUUUUUUUCAUUUUUUUUUUUUUUUUUUUUGCUGAACCUGCUUGCAUGACUGAAUGUGGGUUUUGCCAUUACUGUCCGGUAAGUGACAUCCCUUUUGCAGUCCUGUCAUACACACACACACACACACACACACACACACACACACACAUGCAUACAAUGGCAAGAAAAAGUACAUAAACCUUUUGAAACAUCUUGAUUUUCUGCAUAAAUCUGAUCUUUAUUAACACUCAGGGGUAUUAACAGGCAAUGGAGCAGAGAUGUUAGUCAGUUGCAAUGAUGCCUUCAAAUCUUUGCCUGUCACUUGGGGUUGUUUCUUUUCCUCAUUGAUGAAUCUUGAUGUUGUGCUCUUCAGGUCAUUUGGAUGGGGCGUCCACUUUUUGGUAGAGUAGCCACAGUCCCAAAGUGUCUCCAUUUGCCUAACUGUAGACUGGGGAAUUUUUAAAGUCUUUGAGAUCACUUUGUAACCCUUUCCAGCUUUAUGUAAAUCCAUAAUUCUUGAUCAUAGAACCUCCGAAAGCUCUUUUUGGUGAGGCAUAUUUUUUUAGUGAGGAGAAAAUCCCAAAAGUUAGAAAGAUCAGAACUUUUAUUUUUUUGUUAUUAUUUUAGGCACAUUAUAUUUGUCAAUUCUCUCCACUUAGAUGAAGAUCAGAUCACAGUCUAUGGCAAAUCAAUGCAGAAAACCAUGACCUUCCAAAAGGUUCUCAUACUCUUUCUUACCACUGUAUAUACUGUACAGCUUUGGGGGAAAAAAGAGAGACCACUGCAGUAUGAUCAUUUUUCUUACAGGUGCAUGCAACUGGUGGAAUGAACAGUUUUGUUUAAUUUUGUAUGAACUGCUGACAAUAUUUCUCCUAAAUUCAAGAUAUAACUAUUGUUAUUUAGAGUGUAUACUUGACAUGACAUCACAACACAUUAAAAUAACCCAAGAUCAUGCAGUAUUUGCAGAGCUUUAAUAACUCAAAUUAAACUUAAUACAAAUAAUUUGUAAACAUAUAGUGUUAAUGCUUUGACUAAAUAACAUUAAGAAAUCAGUAUUUGGUGGAAUCACCUCCGAUUUGCUAUUACAGCUUUCAUGCGUUUUGGCUCUCCACCAGUUUUCACAUUGCUGUUGAGUAAAAAAUCAAAUGGCUCAGCUUUGCUUGAUGAUUUUUCUGGAGUAAAUUGCAGUUCUCCCCUUUUUUUUUUUUUCCAGAGCUAUAUAGUUUUAAGCACUUUCUAUUAAUUCCUCCCAGUCUUAAGUGGUCCAUGCUCUUUAAUAACCAACUUAGUAAACUUAUAAAUUUUGGCAAAUUGUUGUGACAUAAGUUGAAUUAAACACUUCAGACUGUGCCGUCCUUUGAGUGGGCAGUGGGCAUGUUUUCUCUUCCCUGUCAAUCACAAUGAAACUGAUCAGUCAGCACAUUCCUCUAAGUGGUGUGUGACUUAGCACUACUGGUAUGCUAAAGCAAUGUUUUUGGUUGGUUUUGUUUGACUCAAAUGGACAAUGUUAUUCCUAACCCUUAAGUUGGGAGUCAUCAUGUGAUGUGUGCAGGGCUAGCCCAUAGCAGAACAGCUAAUCAGGCUAAAUUGUGCUACUCAAUAGUGUGUAAAUCAAUAGAGAAAUACCAUACAGUGUUUAGACUUAAUUCCCUGGUGUGCUGAUUAAACACUAAUAUAAGUGAUUAGGUCUAAAAUAAGCACAUAAGAAAAUGAUUCAAACACAUGAAGAUCUCAAAUGCUCAGCAGGGUUUCUUUGCGACUUUAACGAAUCGGACUUGUACUGCAGUGUGAUGUCAGUGAUGCACGGUUAAAUUGGUGAAGGGAACAAGAUGAAUUGUGUUAAACAGUGCUAGAACACAGAACGGGAUUAUUCUCUUCAUUAAAACUGUAAUCCUCUGAUGUGAUGAGACUUUACCGCUGCUGUUGCUGUUUACUCUCUCUUUCAACAAACCAGGUACUUCCAGCCAGAAGCUAAGCUACACAAUUAAAAUAUAAUAAAAUAAAAU